GCAGAAAAGAAGAAUUUUCAGCUUCAGCUUAAUCCAAUUUCUGAGAAAUUUCUCCACAUUAAUAAAGCUUCCUUCAUUCUCUUCCAUGGCGGCUUCCAGUUCUCUCUCUUCAUACCUUUAAAUUUCCCACUCUAUGGUCCACGUCCUUUCCCUAGCUUAAUUCCGCUUCUUCGACUUUUUCCUUCUCUUUCCCAUUUGAAAACCGCGUUUUCCCCACCCUCCGUCCGCCAUUUAUACUGAUUCAGAACCUUGCAACUGCGAGGAGACGGGAGUAAUGGUACCUUAUGGAACUCGGACCAUGCUUUUCAGGCUGCUCGUUUUGUCUGCCAUCGCUGCCGUAUCAACAGCCCAGCCGCCGCCGCGGUUCAACUGCAGCUCGGCCUUGAAAUGCCGCUCUCUGAUCGACUACACGCCGCCAAACGCCACCACCAUCGCCGCCGUGCAGAGUCUCUUCGAAGUCAAGCACCUCCUCUCCUUCCUCGGCGCCAACAACCUUCCUAACGAUACCUCGCCGAGCUCGCCCCUACCGGCGUCUCAGAAGAUCAAGAUUCCGUUUCGCUGUAAAUGCGGCAACGGCACCGGUCUCUCGGAUAAGCAUCCAAUUUACAAAGUCCGGAGCGGCGAUUCGCUCGACAAAAUCGCGGAAAUCACUUUCUCGAGACUGGUCACUUUCCAUCAAAUCGCGGACGCCAAUGGAAUUCCGGAUCCGAGUAAAAUUACGGUAGGGCAAGAGCUGUGGAUCCCCCUGCCGUGUAGCUGCGAUGAAGUAGAUGGGAACACAGUCGUCCAUUACGGACAUUUGGUUCAACCACAGAGCUCGGUAUCUGCCAUUGCCGGAAGGUAUAACGUAUCGGAGCAAACAAUUUUGAACCUGAACGGAAUUGCGGACGCGAAAGACCUUCAAGCUUUUCAAGUUCUCGAUAUUCCCCUUCAAGCUUGUUCAUCUGUGAUCAGGGAAGACUCUUUAGACUUCCCGUUCCUCCUCUCGAACGACACGUACGAUUACACUGCAAACAACUGCGUGAUGUGCAAGUGCGAUGCUGUGAAAAGCUGGACUCUUGAAUGUAAGCCAUCACAGCUGAAGGCACCCUCACAGAAGUUAUCUAAUUGGUCAUCAUGCCCAGCCAUGGAAUGUGAAGGUGGCAGUUUGGUCCUUGGUAACUCAACAUCCUCUGGUUGCAACACCAAUACAUGUGCCUAUGCUGGUUUCUCUAGCCAAACCAUCUUCACAAAUAUUUCCACUCUCAACACUUGCCCUGGACCUUCUCCUGAUGAUAAUCCAAACAGUGCUUCAAGGACGGUUUCGCAGAGUUUGUCCUACCUUGUCGCCUGUAUUCAUCUACUGGCUUAUGGUCUUCUCCUCAUUCAUAAACAAGUAUAAUUUUCUUCUCCCAUGUCAUUAUAGAGAUAUAAUCACAAUGUACGUAGGUUCUCAAUGUUCUCUAUUUAUCACGAAAUGGCUAUCUUUUAGUUUUUUCUUUCUUUAUUAGCAUUGAUUAACCAUGUCUUGAAGUCGAAAUAAAUCUCGUCACGCCGGGAAAAUGUGGGAAUGGGUGAACUGGACUAGAAAAGAAGGUUAGCGUGGCUGUGAAUUUGAUUUUCAUCUGUAAUGUCUUGAACAGUUGAAGUUAGUUGAUGAGCGUAUUGUGUCGUGGGAUCAGAUUGUUGCAGGAAUAAGAAUGAGGCUUUUUCCUUA
Messenger RNA from Momordica charantia (bitter melon), 1696 nucleotides. It is a transcript of the gene LYM2, whose product is annotated as lysm domain GPI-anchored protein 2 precursor. The record is from RefSeq and is a predicted model, not a curated record. Lineage: Eukaryota; Viridiplantae; Streptophyta; Magnoliopsida; Cucurbitales; Cucurbitaceae.